Molecule: messenger RNA, 1872 nt
Organism: Drosophila navojoa
Lineage: Eukaryota; Metazoa; Arthropoda; Insecta; Diptera; Drosophilidae
Gene: Dus1
Product: Dihydrouridine synthase 1
Biological process (GO): tRNA processing
Molecular function (GO): flavin adenine dinucleotide binding; tRNA dihydrouridine synthase activity
Source: RefSeq, a predicted model, not a curated record
UAAAUGGUUUAACCCGGCGGUUGUCUGCGUUUCCUGUGACUGUCAAAAUACCGAUUGUGUUGCAGCCCUGGCCAACUCACAGCUGUUGCGUGCCAUGCUGCAAUUUGUUUAAUGUUUACAAGAAACCCGAGUUUCUCGCGAUUUGUGAAGCAAAGUGCAAUUACGCGUUAAAUAUCAAUACAGAAAAACGCACAGGAGAUACGCUCAACACGCAGGCGGAAAUGGUAAACGAAAACCGUGAGCCCAAGCUGGCUGGCUACGAUUUCUAUCACCGAGUGUUGGGCUCACCACGCUAUGUGGUUGCACCAAUGGUGGAUCAGAGUGAAUUGGCAUGGCGUAUGCUCUGCCGGCGUUACGGGGCACAGCUCUGCUAUUCACCCAUGUAUCAUGCGAAUCUGUUUGCCACCGAUCUGAAGUAUCGCAAGGAUGCUCUGCAAACCUGUCCCGAGGAUCGACCAUUGAUUAUACAAUUCUGCGGUAACGAUCCACAGCAAAUAUUGGAGGCUGCUUUAGCUGCACAAGAUCAUUGCGAUGCCGUGGACAUCAAUCUGGGUUGUCCACAGGCAAUUGCCAAGCGUGGACACUACGGCUCCUUUCUGCAGGACGAAUGGGAGCUGCUCACAGACAUUGUGCGAACGCUGCAUGAGAAACUCUCUGUACCGGUGACUUGUAAAAUACGACGAUUCGAGGAUCGGGAGAAGACAAUUCAAUAUGCCAAAAUGCUGGAGGCUGCCGGCUGUCAGUUGCUGACCAUCCACGGACGGACUCGUGAGCAGAAAGGACCUCUGACAGGCAUUGCGGACUGGAGCUACAUUAAGGAUGUGCGAGAGCAUAUUAAGAUUCCCAUGUUUGCCAAUGGCAAUAUCUUGGGCUUGGAUGAUGUGCAUCGCUGUCUGGACGAGACGGGCGUGGAUGGAGUAAUGAGCGCUGAGGGCAAUCUGCAUAAUCCUGCAAUAUUUAAGGGCAUAGCACCACCUGUCUGGCAAAUGGCCAAGGAGUACUUAGAAUUUGUUGACCAAUAUCCCUGUCCCACAUCCUAUAUACGCGGACAUCUCUUUAAGCUAUUCCAUCAUAUCAUGAAUAUACGUUCCAAUUCCCAGUUGAGGGAACAGCUGGCAACGGGCAAUCAGCUCGCUCAAUUCCAUGCCGUUGUGGCCAAGGUGCAGGAAAAAUAUGAGCCAUAUCAUACGGGUAUGACAAAAUAUGAACCGGAAGAAAUGGAAAUGAAUAUGAGCGGGGGAGGAAUAGAGGAGUUGCCCAUGCUGCAGCCUUGGUUGUGCCAGCCCUAUAUUCGCGCCUCGCCUGAAUCACAUCGCCAGAAAAUAGCUGAAAAACAACGCGAAGCCGUCGAUCCGAAUCGCAUCAAACGACAAUAUUUUGACAAUGCUGGCAAUGAAAUCUCUAGGAAGCGCAUGAAGAAGCUGAGACGUCGCCAGCGACGCCCUAUCAAAACGGAUGCACAGUGCCAGCUGCGUCACGAACGACAUCUCGAAUAUUGCGAGCAGUGCGCCAAUCCACUGGGUUCCAAGUGUGAAUUUCGUCUGUGCCGCAUUUGCUGCCGAGACAAAUGCUAUGCGGAUGAUUGUGAUUGUCCUGGACAUGGCAUACUCAUUAAAUCACGACGUGCCAAGGCUAAGCAAUUUGAAGCCCAUUGUAGGCAAGAGAAUAACAAUGACUCCGCUUCCAUUGUUCCAGCUGCGAGUCAAACAACAAUGGAAAGUGACGACCCACCAUUAGCUGAUAAUGUUUCUUGAUAUCGGAAUAGGAAUCGUAGUGAAUUUGUACCGUCUAAUGUAGGAAAUUAUGCGCGCUCUUGUUCCUAUGUAUUGCUGUGCAUAUAAAAAUACAAAAUCAUAAAAAACAAAACCAAAA